CCCGACGGCACUCGCACUUCCUCUCCUGAAUCCACGACCCUAGCGGCUUGGCGAGGAGGGGUAACCCUUCGCACGACAGCGCGGAGAUGGAUAAGAUAAUCUUAUCUGAUCUGCGGUGUGCGUUGCAUUCUCCAUCACGCAACCCCGCCAUCACGAGUCUUUCGGCCGUGGUGUUACAGCAUCUGCUCGGUUUAAUUACCUAAAGCUGCGAGACAGGUCAAGGCGACAAGGUGAGUUAGCCGCCGGGCGGGACUGGGGAUGUAGCAAACAGUCUUUCUAGGCAGGAGGAUGAAGAGAGAAGCACGUGUCCCCGGCCGACUCCGGCGAUGAAGGCUGGUGACAGCGAGGAAAUAAAGGGACCAGUCACCCCCGAGAGCCCCUCGCGGUAGAUGAGGUUCCUUCUCACACACUCUUCCAUUCGGAAAUGUCUGCUUCUGCUUUCGUAGAUACCCCUUUCAGUUCCUAUUUGUCUUCCAAAAUGGCUGCGCCUCAGCCCACCAUCAACGACCUCGCGGCCAAGAUCAGCGAGCUCUCGGCCGAGUUCACCCGCUUCCUGGGCGAGAACAAGAUCCCCCAGCCCACGUUUGCCGCCGACAGUGUGACGAGCUACGACGGCCUCACGUCGGAAGCUUUCCUCCUGCGUCAGAAGCUGCUGGACGCGGCGACGGAUCUCUCGUAUCUGGUCUCGGGGCCGAGCGAGAGUAUCUUCAACUACACCCACAACUGCAUGCCCGAUGCCACGGCGCUCAACAUCCUCAACCACUUUGACUUCUGGUCCGUCGUGCCCCUCGAAGGCUCGGCCUCGUACGCCGACAUCGCGAAGCACACCGACCUGCCUGAAGAGGUGGUGCACCGCGUCCUUGAGCACGCCUACACACUGCGCAUCUUCGAGGAGACGGACCCCACCAAGCCCCUGACGACGCGUGUGCGGCACACGGCGCGGUCGGCGGCGCUCGCCAAGAACGGUGGCCUCCGGGCGCUGGUCGCGGCGCUCAUGAACGACGCGGGCCCGCCGAUGACGGUGCUGCACGCGGCGCUCGAGAAGUUCCAGCGCGGGCGGACGGAGCUGAGGGAGGACAUGAGCGAGACGGCGUUCGCGCUGUACCACUCGGGCGCGCUCUGCGGCGGGUACAGCAACUCGUGGGAGCUGCUCGAGAACGACGGCGAGGGCGAGAACAAGGGCUGGCGCCAGAGGAACUUUGUGCAGUUCAUGAACUACAUCAAAGAGAUCUUCCGGCUCGAGGGCCUCGUGAACACCGCCUACGACUGGAAGGCCGCCGGUGACCUCAGCGUCGUUGACCUCGGCGGAUCCGGGGGCCACGACAGCUUCGUGCUGGCCAAGAACUUCCCCAACCUCAAGAUCACGGUGCAGGACCUGCCCAACUGCCAGUCCUCCUUCGACAAGAACAUCCCCGAGGAGCUCAAGGGCCGCGUCGCCUUCCAGGCGCACAGCUUCUUCGAGCCGCAGCCUCUGCAGGCGGACCUGUACAUGAUCAAGCUGAUCCUCCACGACUGGCCCGACGCGGAGUCGGUCAAGAUCCUCCAGGGCUUGAGGCCGGCCCUGCGGCCGGGCGCCAAGGUGCUCUUCAUCGACUACGUGGGGAAGCAAGGCGACGUCGAGGAGAACGCGGCGGCGGCGGCGGCGCUGCCCAAGUCGAUCCAGCAGAUGGGCACCUCGACGGACCUGCGGAUGAUGGCCCUGUUCAGCGCCAAGGAGCGGCCCGUCGACGCGUGGAGGCAGCUGUUCAAGAAGGCGGACGAGAGGUACGAGCUGAAGCGCGUCGAGGCGAACCCGCUGUCGUUCUUUGUCAUUAUCGAGGCCGUAUGGCGCGGUUGAGGUGGUUCGUUUGUUUACGACGGGUAUUAUGAUAUCGGACUUAGGAACGUAGAUGAAUGAAUGAAGAUUUCAGUGCUAUCUCAACACCCGGCCGUGACUGAGCC
Messenger RNA from Colletotrichum destructivum, 1941 nucleotides. RefSeq names its product Putative O-methyltransferase domain, S-adenosyl-L-methionine-dependent methyltransferase superfamily. The coding region runs from base 425 to 1837 and encodes 470 amino acids. Gene Ontology annotation, molecular function: O-methyltransferase activity. Lineage: Eukaryota; Fungi; Ascomycota; Sordariomycetes; Glomerellales; Glomerellaceae. The record is from RefSeq and is a predicted model, not a curated record. The transcript is spliced from 3 exons.